Messenger RNA from Zingiber officinale, 2074 nucleotides. RefSeq lists its product as uncharacterized. The record is from RefSeq and is a predicted model, not a curated record. The coding region runs from base 288 to 1826 and encodes 512 amino acids. Lineage: Eukaryota; Viridiplantae; Streptophyta; Magnoliopsida; Zingiberales; Zingiberaceae. The transcript has 3 exons.
AGCUACCCAGCGACAGCAGGAGGCGGUGACUGGACCCACGUUUGCUCUUCUUUCUCAGUUUGGACCAGAACAAAAACCCAAGAACAAAGCGAGCAGAAGCAGAAGCAGAAGCAAGCGGGCAUCGCUCUCCGAUCCAUUUCUCUUUUCUAUCUCUUGUUUAAUCCUUAUCCGCUCCUCCAUCCGUAGACCCAGCUGGCGUCUCGAGAUAUGCUUUUGCACAGAGGAGAUCCAGCGCGAUUCGCAAACGGAGAAUUGAAGGGGAGGCAGUAGCAGUGACGACGGGUGGUAUGGCGGAAAAUAGCAAUGGCGGCCCUGAAAGCAUCAGGGAUGUCGGAGAGAGUCCUGCGGAGUCGAUUAAUGCCGUGGAGGCCACUGACAUUAUGUCCGUGGAACCUAGGCUCCUUCCUCAGGAGAGGCAGAGUAGAUGGGGAGGUUGCUUCUGUGGAUUGACAUGUUUUGGGUCACAAAAGAGAGGUAAACGAAUAGUUCCAGCAUCCCAAAUUCCAGAUGUGAAUGCAUCAUCUAGUCGUAUAAAUGGCCAUCAGUCUGCUGGAAUCUCCAGUGAAAACACAACUCUGAACUUAUCUAUUCUUGCCCCACCUUCAUCUCCAGCUUCUUUCACAAACUCUCGACUCCCUUCCACAGCCCAAUCACCAAAUUGUUUCUUGUCCAUGUCAGCUAAUUCUCCUGGAGGACCAUCAUUAACCAUGUUUGCAACUGGCCCAUAUGCUCAUGAAACUCAAUUGGUCUCACCUCCUGUGUUCUCUACCUUUACAACAGAACCUUCAACUGCGCCAUUGACCCCUCCACCUGAACUUGCUCACCUUACAACUCCAUCAUCCCCAGAUGUUCCUUUUGCACGGUUUCUUCUCUCAUCUCUGGAUAUUAGAAGUGCUGUGAAAGGGAAUGGAGUGCCUUAUUUGUCAUCUAAUUAUGCUGUUGGAAGUUAUGUCCAAGCAGAUUAUCCAAUUUAUCCUGGAAGUCCUUCUAGUAGUCUUAUAUCACCUGCUUCUGGAACUCCACGAACUGGUCUAUCAUCUCCUUUCCCUGAGAGUGGUACUCCCAGACAGUGGGAUGCUUCUGCAUCUGCACAGGACUCACCAUGUUUCAGAAAUGGGGUAUCAAAGUUGUUUGGACAUAAUUCAGCUACAACCAGAGAUUUUAUUCUGUGUCCGGACUCCAGCUUUUUCUAUCCUGCAACAUCUGCACAGUUUCACUUGGACCAGGCACUGCAAACGGUUGCUCACACUGGUGGGAGACUUAGUGUUUCCAAGGAAGCAGAUGCUUAUUCCAGUGGUGGAAACAGACACAGUAAAGCUUGCAAACAGGAUGUAGAAGAGAUUGAAGCUUACAGAGCAUCAUUUGGAUUCAGUGCAGAUGAAAUCAUCACAACACAACAUUAUGUUGAGGUAUCAGAUACUUUAGAAGAGUCCUUUACCAUGUCUCUGCUUUCAAAUAGUCAAACUGGAAAUAAGCACUGCCCUACUAAUGGAUGCAAUGAGUACGAUAAAAAGGUCUCUAACUCACUUGAUCCUAUAAGUUCCAAGCAACUGACAGCUCCGCUUGAAGGUGGAGUUGAUUGUGAAUCUGAUCACGGAAGGAUGCAAGCAGGUCCUAAGCUAAACAAACAUUCACAAGAUACCUCUCCUUUAGUUUAUGAGAACACUGGCACAGAUGGUGGUGAAGGAAGAAAGUGUAGGGCGCCAGCAGAUCACCAGCUUUAUAAGCGAGCACAGUCGUUCUCUGAUGCAGAAGUUGAUUAUAGAAGAGCUAGAAGUUUGAGAGAAACCAACGCCAUACUGGCCUGGCACGACAUGCUGAAUUAGCUGAUCGAUCUUCUGAAGAGGAUUGUAAAGUUUCUUUGUUAUUAUGUUUGGGCUGCAUGGAAAUUUUUGUCUGCUGAUUCAGAUUAUGACUCUUGUAGGUCGUGUAAGUAUGGGACGAUCAACGAUUUCUUAUGAUUCCCAUCCUGUAGCCAAAUGGUGAUUAAGAUGAAGACAUUAGUUCUACUGAUUAAUGCUGUGCACUAUAAUUUGGCCUUUGGCAUUUAUUAAGCGUAACUGUUUUUGCCUGU